ACAUCGUGUCGGUUUCGAUUACAAAGCACGCGCUCCUUUUGUUUACAAAGUAGACGCUUCGCUUAGUUCUCCAUCAAAAGAGGAGUUUUCUUUUUGAUAUGGUUUUUCUCUUCAGUGUACGUAUGGGUCACUUUUUGAGUUUCGUGACCUAAGUUAUUUCAGUACACGUACAGACACCGACACCGACUUCAUACUGACUUCAGAAUCAAACGAAAUUGGCACCAACAUGCAGUCCCUCGCCACCGCCUUGGCGCGAGAAGCGGGCGAGGCGCUGGCCGAAUCGGCCACGCCUAUCAACUGUACAAAUGUCUGGGUCUGGAAGAAUGCGCGAUUUGUGAUGCAGCUUUUCCAUGACCCAUGAAGCCUUGAAUGCAGGACCCUAGCAUGACAGAUUCUGUGCAAUCUCUCUCAUGCCUAUCCUGCAUGAGAAACUCCCUCCCGACUUGGUCAAAACUGGACGACUUUUGGUAAUCAUGCAACACAGAUUUUUGCAUGCUUCAGAUUUAGCAUGACAAGUUGCAGCAUUCUUCCAGACCCAGACACUUUUACAUUUGAUAACACCUUCUGCAGAGCAUUUGGACUCGGUGAAGAAGUUUCUGACGCUAUCCUGAGUAAAAACGUCUCCUCCCCAGAGUCAAGAUGGCGACUUCGCUACAGAAAGCAGCAAGUUUUGGCUGUUGCGCAUUAAUACAAGUGUGAGCUCGUUCUCGUGUAGUCCUGUUUAGCGUGUGCACCUCCAUGAGAAAAAUUUGAGCACCUCGCCCUGAUUCGAGCUUGACAAGUUCCCAAAUAGCACGUGAAAACUCUCCUCUUGGGGUUGCGCAUGACAAACGUAUCAGACAUGCCACUUUGCAUGACAACACCGAGGUGGGGCCGUUUUUUCUUAGAAUAGACGCACAUUACGGUCAAAGACGACUUGAUUGCCGGCGACCACAUCUACACCUACCGACUGGCGUACACGUAUUCUCACCACGGGAUUGUGGUGUGGCCGACGGAGGGGAUGCGGAAAGUAGGGGAAAGAACAAGCCGGCCGCCCGGAUCCGGAAGGAGCGAACAAUGUCGUGUCGUGGCAGUAUCGUCGCACGAAGAAGACGGGAAAACAUCGCCAGGACAUCCAUCGGGAGAGCACGAAGCUGCAGGGGCUCUUUCUGAGCUGGACAAGCAGGAAGUGCUAGUCGCGCACUUCAGUGGCUGGGUGUCGCGUAUCACAGGCGAGAUUUUUGCCUUUGAGGCCAUUGGGAUGUGUGAUGUGGCAGAAGGUAGAAGGCAAGAAUUGUUUGAUGCAAAGUUCAAAGUGCAACAAGAUGCUUUAUUCGGUUGUUAAAACUAGCUGCAGGAUCGACUGAUUAAUCGCGCUGCCAGGCUACAUUUUUUUCUUGAUUCGAUUUCUUUUCUAGUUGCAGCUGUCUACACAACCCAAACAUCCAAUGGCGCUACCAUCGGCGAUUGUCCGCGGACUCGAUACUUUCUCGACGGAUUCUGGUUUCGACUCUGGAGGAAUUUUUGAAGGAUUCGCAGCACGCGCACCGGGUGAAAUACAACGCGUCGUACGGAGAAUCGGCCAUAAAGCGCGCCGGCGUGGCGCACAACGAAAAGGCGGACCCGGCUUUUGUGACCAUCUUGCGGGCGUUGUCGCUUGUGGAGUUGCCGAUCGCGGAGGUGGAUGAAGAUGAAAACAGCAAUUUUCCACACGCUGAUGCAGCAGAUCCUCUUAGCGUUAGCACUGCUCACCAGCAGGACCCGGUAAUCUCCGUACCGUCAACAACAUCUUACUACAGCAAAAAGCCGCAAAUCGAAUACGACCUUCUCGUGCGCAAUUGCGAGCUGAUGGCGCAUUGGUGUAAAGUCGGCUCGGAGAAGUGCGGUUGCGAUUUUCGGACCAGUCGGUCCUACAGUGUGCAAACCGACCCGAAACGGAUGCUGAAACUCGCUUUACUCGCCGGAGGCACCGUAUCCUACGAAAAAACUAUUUCACUGUGAUGAUUUUGCAAGACACUGCAUCCAAAGUUUGUUGCACAUGACACAGGAGAAAAUUUGCCAUGCGCGGCGCUGCACUCCAAGGGAAAACGUGCUUCAUAAUGUCUUCGUGCAACAUGUCGGGUAGCAAGACAAACGCGCCUGAGAGGGACGACUUUGUGCAUCACAAGGUUACAGAUUUUUCUUGCGAUACAGUGCGACCGCCGCCGCGGCGGUGGGUUCGGUGGUGGCGACGGGUGCGGUAUCCAGGAAAAAAAGUUUGUAAGUGUAACUAUCUUUGAGGAACAGCAUCACAAAUUUGCUCUACAUGACAGAGAAAACCUGUCAUGCAUGGUUUGUAAGGGAAAACACACACGAAAAGAGGACUUCAUGGCUGUCUGGCAUGACAGGUGUGACUCUGUUGCAUCUUCUGCAGCACAAGUUUACACUUACACAGUUUUUUUCGCAUAUGCGGCGGUGGGCGGGGGCGCGAGCUCCUCGGCCGCGGGAGCGAUUGCAGCAGCGGCGGGCUCGGAGGCGGUGACCGGCGGGGUUGCUGCUUCCGUCGUGUUAUCGAGUGCCAAUAUGUCUGGGUCUGGAAGAGUCGGGGCUUGUCAUGCACAUUUUGCAUGACCCGUGAGGUCUGUGAUGCUGGUGCUAGCAUCACAGAUUUUUUGAGAGCUUCUUGAUGCAAAUUGCGCAUGAGAAAUGCCCUCUCCGCGUGCCAAGAACUGACUCCUCUUGCUGCUCAUGCAACACAGAUAUUUUUAGAAUCCACAGACAGCAUUACAAGUUCCACUCUUCCAGACCCAGACAUAUUUGCAAUCCAUAGGUGUCUCAAGUGGCUCGGGCCGCGGGGACCGUAUCCUGAGAAAAAAGUGUUACACUUACACACUCUGAUGGAAGACCAGCAAGACAGACAAACAUGCAGGAAAUGCUUGCCAGCCUCAUUUUAUUCGUGUUUUCCCUUGUAGUCUGCGCAUCACAGGUUUUCUUGACCAUGUCGAGCAACUUUGUGAUGCAGAAACUCCAGCAAAUGUGUAUGUGUAACACUUUUUUCUUGUGAUAGACCGGAGUGGUCAUGUAGUGGAGUGAAAAGAGCUAGGAUCAUGUCUACUUCGCAUUUUCUUGUUUGUGUCAUUGUUCCCAGACAUGCAAACAUACGUAAAAGUGGAAAUCUUGAGAAACUAUCGCUUGACAUGACACAAGGGCAUAAAAAUGUCCACCAUGAGAUGAAGCUGUUUCUGUUUGGUAUUUCGUUUUUGCAUACUACAUCCGUAUUAGAUUUUGUUUUCACGCUGCGCUGAUCAAUAAAUUCUAGCUACUUCAUUCCUUUUGAUAUUCUGAACUUCGGGAAACGAGCAAUACAAGCGGUGAAAGAGCGAUACACUUCUUUAAGUCCGGCGAGAAGCCGGAGAAGCAGUGCAAGUAGUAGUGGCGAUCCCGGCACGAGGCGGGGCAGCGGGGUGGAUUUGGAAACCAGCGACACAGGGCGGGGGGGAAACGGCAGGAGGAACUUCACCGUCGAACGCGAAGAACAUGAACAGUCACAACCCGGAGUAGAACAAGUUGAAGAACCAGCAGUUCCAGCACCCACUGCUUCGCCCACCCUACGCAUGCAGGGGAGACAGAUCGUGCCUUCGCCAGCGGCGCCGGCGGGGGCAGCAAAAGUAGAAUCGUCUUCGAUUCCCGGCGCCGAAGGAUCGUCUGGACUGCCUUCCCGACGCGCCUCGUCAGCCUCUUCUUUGACGGUCGUUAGUGCUGCAACUACUACACAACGCCAAACAGACGAGCAAGUGCUGAGCCACGACUUCUUCCUGAAGUUGCGACACGAAAAGUCGGAGUUUGUGAUGCGGAAAACCUAUCUGCAAAUGAUCGAUGCCGCUUUGUAUUAAAUGUAAAAGUGUCUGGGUCUGGAAGAGAAGAAGUUUGUCAUGCACAUUUUCCAUAAUCCAUGAUGUCUGUGAUGUAUGCCAUAGCAUCACAAUUUUUUGAGCGCCUAUCGAUGUGCAUCCUGCAUGACAAAUGCCCUCUCCGCAUUGCCAAAUUUGACUCUUCUUGCUGCUCUGGCAAUACAGAUUUUUCUCGCAUCCAAAUGCAGCAUCACAAGUUUGCAUUCUUCCAGACCCAGACAUAUUUGCAAUGCAUACUUUGCGGGAGUGCGACCUGCAGAUUCCGCAGGUGCUUUGGGGGUUGCUUCUGCCUCCAGGGGAUGAGAACACCAGGAGAAGUGCUGGACGCGGCGAGCAGGGUGGUGUAGGCAGUUCUUCUAUCCUGAGUAAAAACGUACCCACACCAGAGUUGUAAUGCAGAUUUGCAAAGACAGGAAGACUUGUAAUGCGCAUCCCCAUGAGAGCCAUUUCCAAUCGUGUUUUGGAAUUUGUGAUGCUGUGAACAGGAUGAGCAGAUGAAUCUGUGAUGCGGAUGCACUUGCUAACCUGCACCACACUGCAUAGUGCAACUUGUCAUGCGUGACUCACAAAACUCCUAGGUUUGUGUUGCAAAAUCCUCAUCCUGACUCUGGUGCGGGUACGUUUUUACUCAGGAUAUCUUCGCAUGCUGCUCCUGAAGCACGAGUUUCUCUUGCUGAAGCCCAUGCACAGCCAGGAAGCGCAAACACAAGAACAAUCCAUCCGGCGGUUUUCUGUGAAAUGCUGGUGCAAGCGAUAGAGGCGGAAAAUAAUGAGAUCGAAGAUAAUUCUCCUCCGUCUGCGCAAGGGGAUCUUAAUUCUUCUCGCUCAGCUUUGGUGGAAGAAAUAGUGGGCAUGGAUGCGAGGGUUUGGAACAUGCAAAAGUUGUUGCAGGUAAUGAUACAAGUGAACGCGACCUGAUCUAGUUUCGACUUGUUGUAGUCCCCGCACAGCUUUGUACUUUUGUUUCUUGGAUAUGGAUUUUGAUCUUGAACAAAUUUGGUUGACGUUUCAUACAUAAGUAGGCUUUUUUUUCAGUAAGUACAACCUAUGGUAU
Messenger RNA from Amoebophrya sp. A120, 4923 nucleotides. NCBI's taxonomy places the organism in Eukaryota, Dinophyceae, Syndiniales, Amoebophryaceae. The record is from the annotation of a GenBank genome assembly.